GUUACCAAGGCAGCGGAUGGAGAAGUUGUGCUGUUUAACGAGGAAGAAGAGGAAAAUGAAAACCAACAGUCUAGGUAAUUUAAUUAGUGGAAUAACAGUAAUAAAUACUGGGGCAGAGGCUGGGUCAGGAGAGCCUAAACUCUCCUUAGGCUGCUUAAUUUUUGGAGGGUAAUUAUCACAGUGAGAGCAAGAUGUCUCCUUUCCUGUGAGUGGCUAAGCAAAAGAGUGCCACUAGUCUAGCUGAAAUAGCCAUUAAUGGGAAAAUUAUGUUGUGAACCUCUGAUGCAUUUGAAAAGGAAGAGAACAUUUCUUUUCCAUUGAUAGACUGGAAGUCAACUGAGAAUGAAAUGCAUAGAAAAAAGAUUUAUGUUCUGAGCCUGCACAUUUUGUUAUGAGGACUCAAAGAACCACACAAAUCAAUGCAGCAGAGGAAUGUAAGAAAAGAGGGACUGGAAAGAGGUAUUCAGAGAUGCUGGCAGUGACCGAAGGAAGAGGAAGGAGCCAGAGCCCUUUCCGAUCCUACAUGCUCCUCCUGCCUGCGCUGCCCUUUUGUCUACCCUCUCCUCCCUCACCACAGGCUACACUUGGCUCUCCUGUCAUCUUCCUCGUCACCUCUGUGGUCAUCUCUAAACUGAGACUUAUCAUUGACACCUGGAAAACCUGGAGACAUAUUCAGAGAGAAAAUAGUUUGCAUCUUGGGGACAUGAAGGACAGGGUCAUAAGGACGAUGAAGAACAUGCUCCUUCUCUUCAUUUCGCUGCGAGUAAUAUCUGGAAGAAGAAUCCAGCUGCUUAGGGGUCUACCUGCAACAAGCACCGUGGAAGAAAACGCACCAGCUGGUGUUUCAGUUUAUGCCUUUAAUGUAACUGUUUCUCCAUUGUCUUCUGAAGCUGUUACAAUACAUCCUACCAUCAUAAAUUCAAAUCCACUUACAAAAGCUUUUGAUAUUACACCCAUAGGAGGUCUUGCAUACAGGGUUGUUACCACUGGAAACCCUGUCCUAGAUUAUGAAACUAUGCCAAAGAGCUUUGAUUUACAGAUUUUUGUUGAAGAUACAAAUGGCAGAACUGACCUUAACACACUGACUGUCCAAGUAACAGAUAAAAACGAAUCUCCUGUAUUUCAAGGAAAUAUGGCACUUCAAACUGUAGUGAUCUAUAUCUUGGAAGGAAGCAGAACACCACCCGGAUUUAUUUACCAAGUCGAAGCAGCUGAUCCUGAAAAUGCCCAACUCAAAUAUUCGCUGGCCCCUGCAUCAGUGCCAUUCUCAGUCUUUGAAAGUGGAGCCAUUUUUUCUGAAAGAGAAUUUGAUUAUGAGAAAGAUCAACAUAGUUACUUUUUAAAUAUAACAGCGACAGAUCCAGAAGGACUCCGCUCUACUAAAACAGUGAAUAUAAAUAUCAUUAACAUCAAUGAUGAAAGACCUUACUUUACCACAAAGCAAAGAAUCUACAAGAUUCCAGAGGAGCAAAGCCCCGGGACUGUUGUUGCCAAUAUAACAGCUGAAGAUCCUGAUGAUGAAGACUUUCCCAGCAGACUUUUCUACAGCAUCCAGUCUUCCAACACAUAUUUCUCCAUAAAUCCGUCGACUGGUGUGGUGCAGGUGGCCAGGAGAAUCGACCGAGAAGCCCUGCCACUGCAGCUUCACCCCAACAUCUCAGUGAUCGUGCGUGUGGAGGACAGCCCCAGCGGAGGUCAGGCCAGUGAAAUGGAGAUCACAAUCAUUAUCGAAGAUCUCAAUGACAACCCACCGGAAUGCAACCCUUCUACCUUCAGGGAAGAGACAAAUGAAAAUGCUACUGUUGGGACAUUUCUUCUUGAUCUUAGAAAUUUCUGUAAAGAUAUGGAUGUCGAUCCACCAAACAAUCUAUUUAAUUUCACUGGACUAUCUGGUUUUGGAAGCAAUAAAUUUGCGCUGGAUUCCUUGUCUGGAAGACUUGUGAUGACAGAAAGUAUUGAUUUAGAAAACCCAGCUCAUCUAGGAGCUGAAGUUUCUUCUUUGACUGUCAGGGUGCAAGAUAUUGCCUGGCCUAACUACUCAAAUAUCAUCUACAUUUACAUCAGGAUAAAGCCAGUGAAUGAAUUUUUUCCAGUCUUCAGUAGUUUAUCGUAUGAAUUUAAUGUUUCAGAAAUUACUAAAGCUGGAUCCAGCAUUGGAAAAGUGAAUGCCAGAGACAAAGACUGGCCACCCAGUGUCAUCACUUAUUCCAUUGUAGCUGGAGGGGGCACCAGGGAUUACACAGAUAUAUUCUGGAUCAACCCAGCUGAAGGAGAUGUGAAGAUCUUAGCUAGAUUAGACUAUGAAACCACUCAAAGAUACCUUCUCACAGUACAGGCCUCAGACCAAGAGAAGACUGCAACAGUAUCUGUAACUGUCAAUGUUUUGGAAGUGAAUGAUGAAGAACCAGUUUGUUCACCCACUUUCUAUUCAUUUCAAAUCCCUGUUAGCUUAGCUGUUGGGACUAAUAUUAAUGGCUUCAGGAUUGUAUGUCAAGAUCGAGAUUCUGAUCCCAGAUCUUUCCGUUACUUCAUUAAUGAAGGCAACGUGAACAAUCAUUUCACCUUUUCACCAAGUGCUGGCUCCAACACAUCUCAGUUGAUUCUUGCAUCUAGGUUCGACUAUGACAGUGGUUUUGAUACAAACUGGAUUUACAGACUGCGUGUCUACAUAACAGAUGACAAUCUGUUGUCUGCCAGGGACAAAACUACAGACUUGAUUAAAACAGGAACAGUUACUUUAAGCAUCAGAGUUAUCCCAAACCCGACUACUGUCAUUACCACUACGCCUGGCUUUACUCUUGUGACGAAAAGGGAAAAUCUCUAUUCUGAAUCGGCGUGGUACGUGCCGUUCAUCAUCACUCUCGGCAGUUUGCUGCUCCUUGGACUACUAGUGUAUCUGGUGUCGCUGCUGGCAAAAUGCAUUCGCACCUGGUGCCCACCAGCACGCAAAGCAGACAACGCUCCACUGAUAGAUGCUCCAGAAAAGAAGAAACCUAAGAAGGAAGUGGUUUUGAAAAUGACAAGGCUAAACACUGUCUUUGAUGGAGAAGCCAGAGACCCAGUCACAGGCAAAAUGUAUGAAUUCAAUACGCGGUCGGGGGCCCGGAGGUGGAAAGAGACCGAGGAGCCUCUUCAGCUGGCCCCAGUUGUGCAGGUAACAUCAAGUGCCACAGAAAAUGGCGGUGAAGGGAAAGACAGAGCAGAGACUCCAAGCAAAAAAGAAACUCCAGAGAAGAGGAAAGAGCCAACAGCAGAGAGAAAAACAGCUGCCAAGCCCUCAGAAGGGCAAACAGAAACACCAGGCCAGGAUGGGCAGAAGUUAAAGAGGCAGAAAGAGGAGUCUGCGAACCAGGGGUUAACCUCACCAAACGGCCAAGACAAACCACUAACCUCCUCUCCCAGAAAGCGUGUUGUAUUACCAUUAAGCCACCCUUGAAGGAUGGUGCAUGAGACUGUGAGGAGCCUCCCAAGCAGGCCGCUGCUCCUCCUCUGAAGAGCCAAAGCAUCAACGGAUGCUGACCAAUGCUAUUUUCUCUCUAUAUAUCUUAGCUGCGAAACAUUAGGAGGCAACUGCUGUGUAAACGGGACCUAAAGGCAGAAACAAGCUGGGUUUAACCUUUGCUACAUGCAAAUAAGACUGGAGGAGAAGGGAAGGCAUCAUGGUAGUCAGUGCAGUGAUCUAGGAUUAGGAACUAGGAUAAAUGCAGUCCCCCUGCUCCUCUGAGCGCAAAGACAGUUUCUGGAUAGUGUGGAAGAGUCAGUAGCUCCUUGAAAAGGGGAGGAAGUGAAUGGAGGUGAUGAGGAAAUGAAACCGGAGUCACAGAAAAAAGUAUUAACUGCCCACUCCCCCCCCAGGUUUAGCAGCUGGCAAUUUCCUUUUGGAAGGCCUUUCUGGCCCCAGGCUGCUCUAGCCUUUGGCCCGUGCCAGGGCGGCACAGCCGCAUCCUCUGGCUGCGUUUGGAGAGGCGAGAGGGCUGGGCAGUGUCUGCACGGACACAUAUUCUCACCAGUGAACGGGUGCCGGGAGCCAUGCUGCUCAGAGAGAGAAAGACAAAAGUGAGGUCAAGUUGCUUCUCUUUUCCCUACUGAGCUGGCUGCUAAACAGCAGAAAGGGUGAAAUGCCCAUUAGAAUUGAAAAGUUUGGUGGUAAUAGCUAAAAAUGUUUUCUUUUCCAUCACCGUUUUAUUUCAGCCCUUCCUCCCCAUCUCUUCUUGCUGCAGAAGUGAACACGGCUUGAAAGCAGUUUUGGAUUGGAGAAAAUCCACAGUUUGUUAAUGAUAUCUCAGGCUGUCAUGUUAAUGUUUUCAGCUUACUUAUCUUUUGCAGCACUAGCAGCGUUCAAUAUCUUUACCUUUCCUGAUUUCCUCUGGGGUAUUUAGAGUUUUGCAGAAUCAAGUGGAACACACUCAAAAGAAUAAUUACAGUAAACACAUGUGGUGAAAUAAUUUUUUCCACGUGUAAGCAUGUAUAAUGUAAGUGCUGCCUAAGAACCUGAUAUAAAACAAGCAAACCCUACAAGAUUUCAGAAAAUUAUUUUUAUCUGAAGAAAAUUAAUUAUAAAUGAUGACUUCGUACUCAAAGAUGUUUGUGUUUCAUUUCUUUCCUGAUCACAAAAAUUUUUUGGGUGGCAAGGGACUCAUUUAAACUAGGUGGUAAGAGAAAACAUUUGCUUUAAGCUCAGCAGGGCCAGUAACUUACGGUUUUAUCUAAUCUGUCAGACUUACCAUUUUUUUUCAUUCCAGGGGGGACCUGGAUAGGGAGACCGGGGGUAAUUUCACUGAGGAUCCUACGCUUUACUAAGCCAUUCUCCAUGGUGCUGCGACUCUUCUGCACACUCCAAAGGAGUGGUUUGGCUCAGGAACAACUUCCCUUGCAAGCACCAAAUGUCUUCAGUCAAAUAACAUUUCAUUGAGCAAUCAGAAACCCAGCCUGUCAUGAACAGCACAAUCAUAAAGAUAGGAGAGAGUGAUUUAUACUCUCUGAACUCGUUAUCAGUUUACUGUACCUGCAGUGGUUGUUAUAGUGUUGUUUGACCCUUCAGCACCAACAGGGCUAGUCACAUAUUCAGAGCUCUCACUCACCAUUGUUUGCAUUGGUUUUCUGUAAAUAAAAUAUAUCCAAUUUCUAUGUAGGUGGCUUUCCAGUGACAUAAAGAAGUUCUGUGGUAACUGAUAGUACUGUUGUAACUAAUCUUUCUAUUAUUGUGACACAAAGAUACGCACAGACAC
This is a messenger RNA of Struthio camelus australis, 5228 nucleotides long. NCBI's taxonomy places the organism in Eukaryota, Metazoa, Chordata, Aves, Struthioniformes, Struthionidae. The record is from RefSeq and is a predicted model, not a curated record.